AUGCUCGCCACCGUCCCCCGUGCGGCGCCUCGUGCCGCUCGUCGCGCGCUCACCACCGCCACCGCUCUCCGCGCUCCCUUGGCACCCCCCUACGCGCAUGCCAACCGCUCCGCCCUCGCUCCCCCCUACACCCACCCCUUGGCCUCGCCUGUCCGCGACGAGGACCGCCUCAAGGCCCCCUACGCGUUCAGCGUCCCUCGCAACAGCCAGACCGCCACCGGUCCCAGCUCGCGCGAGUGGGUGGCUGCCGUGUUCGACACUGCCGCCGGCCGCGAGUGGGCCAUGUCGGCAUGGGAGAGCGCGCUUGUUGAGCUUGCUGAGCAGCCGGCUACCGCUCCCGAGAUCCCCUUCCAGGCCCUCACUGCGGUCCUUGCCGACCCCAACAUGCAGUCGCUCGUCGCGCGUACUGGCGCCGUCGUCGUGCGCGAUGUCGUGCGUGACGCCCUGGCAGAGGCGUGGGCCAAGGAGUUGAUUGAGGCCCGUGCCGCCCGUGGACAUGCCACCUUCUACAACCAGGCCCAGGUCGAUGCCCGUGCCGACCCCUCCGUUCUCUCUGCUGCUGGCCAGCUGCUCCGUGCUCUCGUUCCCGAGGUUGCCAACGCCGAGACUGCCUACGUCCGCGUCGACGCCGCCGCCGCCGGCCCCAGCUCCUCCAACUGGACCGGCAAGUCGGUCUGGGCCGUCGACAACACCACCGCCGGCUUCACCCCCGUCCACGCCCACCUCACCCUGCAGCGUACCGACGUUGCCGUCCCCACCUCGACCGCUGCGGCCACUUACGCCCUCCUCCGCCCCUUCUUCGCGCCCAAGGCAUCCCGCAUCUCGUUCUACCACGCCGAGGACUACCUCAACGGCAAGAACUGGCAGCUCCGCCAGUCGGCCACUGGACCUGACUAUGACGCUCCCCUCGUGCACAUCCGCCCUGCGGCUGUCUCGCUCGCCCCCGGCGACGUCCUGAUCACGCACGCGGGCCUCAACGUCGCUGCCGCCGACACAGCCGGCCUCGUCCUCCCCGUCCACCCCUUGCCUGCCACCGAGGGCAACGCGCAGUUUGUCAAGCUCCAGCGCGCGUCGUUUGAGGCCGGCGUUCCCCCUCCCCACGCCGAGACUGCCGACUCGCCCAUCGCCCUCGAGGAGGCCGGCGACGCCAGCAUGAUCGCGUCCUGGGGCGGCCGCCGCGCCAUGGGCUACGGCUUCUAG
Molecule: messenger RNA, 1200 nt
Organism: Apiotrichum porosum
Lineage: Eukaryota; Fungi; Basidiomycota; Tremellomycetes; Trichosporonales; Trichosporonaceae
Exons: 3
Coding region: 1-1200 (399 amino acids)
Source: RefSeq, a predicted model, not a curated record